GGUUGUUGGCUUAAAAACAAAAAUAGUAUACGCUGCGAUCGGAAGGCAAGGGCUAGAUUGCCAGAUUUUAAUCUGCUUUUUAAUUUGGCAUAAAUUUGAUUAAGCAAAAAAAUGUUAUAUGGAAAUGUUUGUAAUUGCGGAGUGGAUGAUUAUUAUUAAGGUGUGCACACAGGUGCAGAUGGGAGUUUAAACAGUAAAAACCAGAACCAAAGUUUGCGUCAUAUUAAAGGUAAAUUUUACAGUGAAUUGUUGCACAGAAGCAGGGCGGUGGAUGUUUAGCUGCUGAUUCACGGACAUCCUGCUGGUACGCUGCUUGAUCUACAGCAUGCUGAGAUACAUACCGCAGUAACAUGAGAUUACAAACCAUCAGGCAACAGGUGAGAUGCUGCAUCAGACUCCACUGUGACGGGGAGACCUUGAAACAAAGUGUGGAAGACUCUACAUGAGAGCCCACGACUCAGUGGAAAAUGCAGGCAUGCACAGUGGUGAAGAGUGCUGCUGUUUUCUGCUGUCAGCUGCAUUUUUAAAAAGAUUUAACCCAACCACAGAGUGACUCAGUACCAGCCUGACUUUAUGUUGAAGCACUCAGAUCACCUUUCUUCUCUGGUUUGAAAUGCAGCAGGUCGUCUGCAUUUGUAAAUGCAGUGAGUUGCUGCCGUGUGAUUGGCUGGUUGGAAUAUUGCAUCAGUGAGCAGGUGUACCCAAUGAAGUGAACUUCGCUCGGACUCCAGCGAACUUCCUGUCCCGGCGCAGAUUCCAGGUAGCUCAGCGACGACUCUACUCGUCUGAGCCCAAAGAUGGAAAAAAAGGACCUGCAGGAGGAGGAGGAGGGAAGAGAGGAGGAAAAGACUGGUGGAGUCGAAUGCAGAAGGGCGACUUCCCCUGGGAUGAGAAGGAUUUCCGUUACGUGGCGAUCACCGUGGCCGGAGUGAGCUCGGCUCUGCUUUAUUUCUACUUCAGAGACAGCGGCAAGGAGAUCAGCUGGAAGGACUUUGUCCACCGCUACCUGGGCAGAGGCAAGGUGGAUCGCUUGGAAGUGGUGAACAAACAGUAUGUCCGAGUGGUUCUGGUGCCGGGAGCCGACGCUGAUGCGAGUUACGUCUGGUUCAACAUCGGCAGCGUGGACACGUUUGAGAGGAACCUUGAGACGGCAGUUAUGGAGCUUGGAAUGGAGUCGGCGCGCCGACCUGCCGUCAUCUACAGCUCUGAGAGCGAUGGUUCCUUCCUGAUGAGCAUGAUCCCUACCCUGCUGCUGAUUGGCUUUCUGCUCUUCACGCUGCGGCGGGGACCAAUGGGAGGAGGCGCGGGCGGCGGGAGGAACCCCUUCAGCAUGAGCGAGUCAACAGCCAAGAUGAUGAGGGACAACAUUGAAGUGAAGUUCAAGGACGUGGCGGGCUGCGAGGAGGCCAAGCUGGAGAUAAUGGAGUUCGUAAACUUCCUGAAGAACCCGCAGCAGUACCAGGACCUCGGAGCCAAGAUCCCCAAGGGUGCCAUGCUGUCCGGACCUCCUGGCACCGGAAAGACUCUGCUGGCCAAAGCUACAGCUGGAGAGGCCAACGUGCCCUUCAUCACCGUCAACGGCUCCGAGUUCCUCGAGAUGUUUGUGGGCGUCGGUCCGGCCCGGGUGAGGGACAUGUUCGCCAUGGCGAGGAAGAACUCCCCCUGCAUCCUCUUCAUUGAUGAGAUCGACGCUGUGGGGAGGAAGAGGGGGGGGGGGAACUUCGGGGGUCAGAGUGAGCAGGAGAACACCCUGAACCAGCUGCUGGUGGAGAUGGAUGGUUUUAACACGGCUACUAACGUGGUGGUCCUGGCCGGGACCAACAGACCUGACAUCCUGGAUCCCGCGCUGCUGAGACCGGGACGCUUCGACAGGCAGAUCUACAUAGGCCCUCCAGACAUCAAAGGUAGAGCCUCCAUCUUUAAAGUUCACCUGCAGCCCAUCAAACUGGACCCUGAUCUGGACAAAGACGCCCUCGCCAGGAAGAUGGCAGCUGCCACGCCGGGAUUCACUGGAGCCGACAUCGCUAACGUCUGCAACGAGGCUGCUCUGAUCGCCGCCAGGCACCUGAACCCGUCCAUCAACGCCAAACACUUCGAGCAGGCGAUCGACCGGGUCAUUGGAGGUCUGGAGAAGAAGACUCAGGUCCUGCAGCCCACAGAGAAGAAGACUGUCGCCUAUCACGAGGCCGGUCACGCCGUCGUCGGCUGGUUCCUGCAGCACGCCGAUCCUCUGCUCAAGGUGUCAAUCAUUCCACGGGGGAAGGGUCUUGGUUACGCUCAGUACCUGCCCAGAGAGCAAUACCUGUACACCAGAGAGCAGCUGUUCGACAGGAUGUGCAUGAUGCUGGGAGGCCGUGUGGCUGAGCAGGUGUUUUUCAGCCGGAUCACCACCGGAGCUCAGGACGACCUAAAGAAGGUCACGCAGUCUGCCUACGCUCAGGUGGUGCAGUUUGGGAUGAGCGAGAAGGUGGGGCAGGUGUCCUUUGACCUCCCCCGACAGGGAGAGGUGGUCAUGGAGAAGCCAUACAGCGAGGCGACGGCUGAGCUCAUCGACGAUGAGGUCAGAGGGCUGGUAAAUCGAGCGUACGAGCGCACCCUGCAGCUCAUCGAGGAAAAGAAGGACCUGGUGGAGCUGGUGGGGAAGCGCCUGCUGGAGCGGGAGGUGCUGAACAAGGCUGACAUGUUGGAGCUGCUGGGCCCGCGGCCAUUUGAGGAGAAGUCGACGUACGAGGAGUUUGUGGAGGGCACCGGGAGCUUCGAGGAGGACACGAGCCUACCGGAGGGCCUCCGAGACUGGAACCAGGAGAGAGGAGGGGAGGCCGAGGAGGCGAGCCCGAAUCAGGACAAACAGCAGGCCGUGUAGAGUCCGAAAGGACCGGCCACAUCCCAGCUGCAAAAAACCAGCCUGACAGAGUGUGGGAGGUCUGGGGGAAGUGUCUCUCUAUCUAAAUGGACAGGGUUCAGUUGCUUUGUGCCCGGCAGAAUCAGUUUGGGGUCGAGCUGGUAACCACAUGCAGCUUGAGAUAAUACGGCAGUUGCCUGAAUGUUACCGUCUACAUACAGACACUCACCUUUACUUACAUUCAGAGUCCAGUCUGAGCCUCACAGAUUCAGUUUUAUUCAAACACCAAAUCAAUUUAACAGCAAGAGGACGUACGAAGGCGCUCGGCAACUUGUUUGAGAUGAGGCGUCCUUUAUUCCAUAUUUGGGAAAUGAUCAGGGACUGUGCAUGUUCAUGGACUAACAAUCUAAGAUGUAAACGUGCCAGAUCUAUAGUCCUCAGUUAUAUUCAGUCCUCCUGCACAGUCUCUACUGUACAGUCUGAGACAGCUGCUCCACCCUUUGGAGCGGUCCCUUUGAGAUGUAAAUGGCUGCUAACCUGUGUAGCCAGUGUGAAGACAAAUAACAGGAAUAUGGUAAUUUCCUCCAUAUUCAGAAAAAAAAAUUGUAUCCAGUAAAUCACUGUUAUAACAUGUUCAGGUUUAACCAAAAUAACGAAGCACCAUUCAGGUGGAUUUGAUUUAAAUUUGGGGCUAAAAUCUGACUUCAUCUUCCAGAAGGUUUGGUUUUCCAGAUGAACCAAAUUGAGGACGUUUGCAAACAGGACGCGUUAGGAGCACCUACAGAUGCUGAACUCAGAUCCACCAGGCUCUGAUCAUCCUGUCUGUAGGGUUUAUCCAGAGGCUUUUCCCAUCCUUGGCCUUUAAGACUCCAGCAGGAGACCAGCUGUUCCUGACCUGAAUGUACAUGAUGCACAUUUCCAGACGGACUCUCCCCUUAAUUGUUCGGGAGGCCGCCUCGCUGACUGAUGUCUGCCUUCCUGAUAAUGAGGAAGAUUUUUUCCUCUGCUACAGACUGAAACAUCGUCUCAUUUUUAAACAGAAGCGGUCUGAAGAGUUUUUGUUACUCUUCAGGCUGAAUCGCCUCAGCAACGCCCGCCACUUUGGAUUCAUUUUGUAUACACUUUGAUUAAAUUGAUUUUGUGAGAUAUUAAUAGAAAAUAAAAAAAAAGAAAUAAACAUUUCAUGUCAGUUCACUGAUUUAAAGGAGCAACUCCCCCUAAAAUACUGAAACACAGGGCAUCAGCUGCAGGCUUCACAUUUCAGCCCUAACACAGGCCGUUCCCCUCAGAGUCAAACACUCGUCUUACUCUGUUUUAAUUUUUCAUCAGCAGCAUCCCUGAAGGGACUCAAACUAAUUAAACUUAUCUCACUAACGAAGCCUGUUAACAUCCAAAAGAGGCGCAGUGCUGAGUGCCCCCUGAAGGUCUCCCACUGCAGGAGGUCGAUACUUCAACGUGUCCUGGUUUGUGUAAACUGAUUUUGGAUUUAAGCUGGAUCUUCAAGUCAGUUUUGUUUGUAUAGCACCAGUUUUUAUAUUGGAAGGUAACGCCCCUGAUAGAGGACCCCAGACAUCAAACGCCACCGGGGGGGGAAGAACCCCCUUUUAAGAGGAAGGGACCUCCGGCAGAUCCAAGGGAAGGGCAGCCCUGUCCCUCCUUCACCCCCACCAGGUCCCAGCAGAU
Archocentrus centrarchus (flier cichlid) is the source of this 4525-nucleotide messenger RNA. RefSeq names its product AFG3-like AAA ATPase 1 (gene afg3l1). The coding region runs from base 863 to 2863 and encodes 666 amino acids. NCBI's taxonomy places the organism in Eukaryota, Metazoa, Chordata, Actinopteri, Cichliformes, Cichlidae. Gene Ontology annotation, biological process: mitochondrial protein processing. The transcript is spliced from 16 exons. Gene Ontology annotation, molecular function: zinc ion binding; ATP binding; ATP-dependent peptidase activity. The record is from RefSeq and is a predicted model, not a curated record. Gene Ontology annotation, cellular component: membrane; m-AAA complex.